AAAACACGUGAUGUCGAAAUUAUCGUCCUACUUUACACAUGCAGCCUAAUUAGUUUUAUACAUUACUCUCAGAAGCUAACUCUUAACCAAAUACAGUUUGAAGUUUGAGUCCAUUGCACCAAAAGUUGAAAGUUGAACGAAGGAGCUGCAACAUGUCAAUAAAAAAAAAGUUGAAGCCGCCACACUUUUUUAAAAACAUUUCCCACCAAACCCUUUUUAUCUGAUGGUACCGCUAAUUUAGCCAUUUUAUCAAUCUCACUUUCUCGGGUAUCUUCGUUGCCGUCUACGUCUCUCCCUCCCUUGCCUUUUCACACAGACACAUAUAUAUAUACGCACACAAGAAGCAUAUGUUUGUAAUCUUUUUUUUUUUGGGUUGGAAAAUUUCAAUUUCAGAACAUUGCUUCUCUAUCUCUCUCUCACCCCCUCCAUAAACGCAUAGGGAAGUAAGAAAGAUGGAGGAGAGGUGUCAGGUAUUGUUUCCAUGUUCGUCAUCAGAUCAUGGGGUCGACAAAAGGACAUGGUGUGCAGCUCAGCCAACAACAACAUCAUCAUUGUCAGACCAGAAAAUGAAGAAUAAGGAAGAAGGGAAACCCAAGAGUAGGAAGAAGAAAGAGAGAGAAGCAAAAUUCGCGUUUCAGACAAGAAGCCAGGUUGAUAUUCUGGAUGAUGGAUACAGGUGGAGGAAGUACGGGCAAAAAGCUGUCAAGAACAAUCUAUUCCCCAGGAGCUAUUAUAAGUGCACACAAGAAGGAUGCAGAGUGAAGAAGCAAGUGCAGAGGCUGUCAGGAGACGAAGGGGUGGUGGUAACCACUUACCAAGGAGCUCAUACCCAUCCGGUUGAUAAACCCUCAGAUAAUUUCCACCACAUCUUGACCCAAAUGCACAUCUUCCCUCCCUUUUAGUUCUCCUACUUUUAUAA
Messenger RNA from Capsella rubella, 919 nucleotides. Its product is annotated as probable WRKY transcription factor 45. NCBI's taxonomy places the organism in Eukaryota, Viridiplantae, Streptophyta, Magnoliopsida, Brassicales, Brassicaceae. The record is from RefSeq and is a predicted model, not a curated record. Gene Ontology annotation, molecular function: sequence-specific DNA binding; DNA-binding transcription factor activity. The coding region runs from base 453 to 902 and encodes 149 amino acids. Gene Ontology annotation, biological process: regulation of DNA-templated transcription. The transcript is spliced from 2 exons.